Daldinia childiae is the source of this 609-nucleotide messenger RNA. Its product is annotated as Deoxyuridine 5'-triphosphate nucleotidohydrolase. The coding region runs from base 1 to 609 and encodes 202 amino acids. NCBI's taxonomy places the organism in Eukaryota, Fungi, Ascomycota, Sordariomycetes, Xylariales, Hypoxylaceae. The record is from RefSeq and is a predicted model, not a curated record. The transcript has a single exon. Gene Ontology annotation, biological process: dUMP biosynthetic process; dUTP catabolic process. Gene Ontology annotation, molecular function: dUTP diphosphatase activity; magnesium ion binding.
AUGACCACUACUGCAUCUGUAACAUCACCACCAACCUCACCACCCGCAAAAAGAGUCAAGACCACUCCCUCAACUACAACUACUAGCAACACUGACAACACUACUGAAGCAAUGUCUUCCUCCGACAACACCACCACCACCACACCCCAACCCCCCAUCCCCGUCCCCAACCUCGACCAAUCUCCCCCCCUCCUAAUCAAAAAACUCUCCCCCGCCGCCAAACUGCCCACGCGCGGGAGUCCCUUCUCCGCCGGCUAUGACCUGUACGCCGCACACCCGACGACCAUCCCCUCUCGCGGCAAAGCCCUAGUCGACACCGACAUAGCCAUCGCCGUGCCCGCCGGCACCUACGGCCGCAUAGCCCCGCGGUCCGGCCUAGCAGCCAAGCAUUUCAUCGACACGGGCGCCGGCGUCAUCGACGCCGACUACCGGGGCCAGGUCAAGGUUCUACUAUUCAACCACUCGGAUGCGGAUUUCGCCGUCGCCGAGGGGGACCGGGUCGCCCAGCUCGUCGUGGAGAGGAUUUAUACGCCCGAAGUGCUCGAGGUGCAGGAGCUGGAGGAGAGCGUGCGUGGGGCGGGCGGGUUUGGAAGCACGGGGACGAAUUAG